Messenger RNA from Leptinotarsa decemlineata (Colorado potato beetle), 690 nucleotides. It is a transcript of the gene vermilion, whose product is annotated as Tryptophan 2,3-dioxygenase vermilion. Gene Ontology annotation, molecular function: metal ion binding; L-tryptophan 2,3-dioxygenase activity; heme binding. The record is from RefSeq and is a predicted model, not a curated record. NCBI's taxonomy places the organism in Eukaryota, Metazoa, Arthropoda, Insecta, Coleoptera, Chrysomelidae.
AAUUUUAAUGCGCUUUUAUCUGAUCACAGAACGAAAAGACAGAAGCUCUUAGGCGAUAUCGGCUCAACGAUUUGGCCAAGCGAAAAGAAAUAUACGAAUCAAUUUUCAAAUCAGAGAUACACGAGGCGUUGGUUUCGAGGGGGGAAAGGAGAUUUUCACACAGGGCGUUGCAGGGAGCCAUCAUGAUAACCUUUUACAGGGACGAACCACGUUUCAGUCAACCGCAUCAAAUUCUAACGUUGUUGAUGGACAUCGAUUCGCUGAUCACCAAAUGGAGAUACAACCAUAUGCUAAUGGUCCAGCGUAUGAUAGGCGCUACUCAACUGGGAACAGGAGGUUCAUCAGGAUAUCAGUAUCUCCGAUCCACAUUAAGUGAUCGAUACAAGGUAUUCGUAGAUUUAUUCAAUCUAUCAACAUUCCUCAUUCCAAGAUCUUAUAUACCCCCGCUUGAUGACAACAUGAAAAAUCAUUUAUGCUAUUGGGGACCUAUACGCAAGAAUGAACAGGAGGUUGAUGAACGAAAGACCAAUGGAGAUGCUGAGGUUCAAAAAAAUGUAAAUGGGCAAAUACGAUGAGCCACUUCGAAGUAGUUUCAUCGGGGAAUAAUCGUAGAUGGAUAGUUUAGCACCGAAUAUUGAUGAUUACAUGGAAUUUGUAUUGUUCAAAAUGGAAUAUAUAUGUAUAGUUACU